Molecule: messenger RNA, 617 nt
Organism: Salvia hispanica
Lineage: Eukaryota; Viridiplantae; Streptophyta; Magnoliopsida; Lamiales; Lamiaceae
Source: RefSeq, a predicted model, not a curated record
AGGAGUUUUUCUCUUAAUUUUUGCCAUCCCUCCAAAUUGUACAUGAGAGAGUGAAGAAAAGAGAAAGAAUAUAAUCCAUAAAAUGAAUAACACUUUAUCGGACUACGGCGACAACCCAAUUGGCGACACCACCCUCGGCGGCUUUGGGUACGGCGUGGGGCUGUCGAUCGCUAUCCUCGUCGUCUUCGUCGUCAUCACAUACUUCUCCUACAAGUGCAAGAAAUCACAAGGAGAAUCGGCCCCCCUCCGCCGCCCCUCCGACAACAUCCACAUCGUCAUCCAACGUGACGGCUUCGACGCAGCCGCCAUCUCCGCCUUCCCGCUCUACACCUACGCGCAGCUGAUCAAGCCCCACAAAUGCGGCGGCUGCGCGGUGUGCCUGGCUGACUAUAAAGAGAGCGAGGAGGUGCGGCUGCUGCCGGAGUGCGGCCACGUGUUUCACCGGAGCUGCAUUGAUCCAUGGCUCAUGAUUCAUCCCACGUGCCCCAUCUGCCGGAACAAGCCUGCUCCACUUGCCAUUGCCAAUCAAUAAUGCUUCUUUUUCUUUAUUUCUUUAGUUGUUUGAUGAAAUGGACAACAGUCAUAGUUUUAUUUUAUCAAGUGAAACAAUUAUGUUA